GUACUGGUACCGGUAGCCCAAGGCAGCUACGCUUCCUUCCCCGGAGCCGACAGCACUAACUUGGUGCUCUUCACCCUAUCCCUACUGCAUUUUAGUUCGAAAUUUUGGGUUGGCCAGUUUCGGCAAUGACGGCCAAAAUUGAUUGGAGUUGCGACACCAAACUCUGCCAGACCGCACAUUCUCCAAUCAGUGCAACAAACUUGUGCGAACUUGUUGACCAUGGCAACUGGAAGUCCCAUGGCGUUCUCCUCAUCAGCCGUCGUCGCUCUCCUCCUUUUACUCAUUGCUCCUCCAACAGAUGGCGCCACGGCUCUGUUUGGCGGUUGCGAGGGUGCUUGUGUGGAAAAUGCGACUCAAACCUGUGACGAGAUUGUGUUGACAAACGAUUUUUCGACGGAUGGGUGCUGCUUUUCCUUGGCGGAAAAUAUGGAUGGAGGAUGCCUCAUUACGGUACAAGGAGACGGAGGCUUUUGCUUUCGCACAGAGCGGAAGACGUACUGUUCUGUGGCAGAUGAAAUUGGAGAGUUCUUUUGCGUUGCCGGUACUCAAUUGACGUACGAAAUGGACACCUCGUCGACGGCAACAACCAACAGCUCCAACUGUCCGGAAUCCGACUUUGACAUUGAAACCACUUCCGAGACCGAGAUCCUUCCCACCCAGACCAUGACACUCACUACUGGAGCAAGUACUUGGACGAACCAGGAUACGACGGACUGGGUGGCCGUGACGGUCGCUCACACGCAGGAAUUCUUCAUGGAGUACCCAGAGUUGGGAUUCACGGACGUCCUUACCGAUAUUCAAGUGUAUCCCGUGGGAGGCGCGACAUUUGACAAUGUCACGGCGGAAGCCACUUUGAUAUACUAUCAGUUUGUGUCGUACCGUGUCUCUUCAGACCACAGCAAUGCCACGCACUUGGUCAACGCCACCGGUGCCGACAUGCUGGACAUUGCCUUUUCCACCCCCGCCGGAUCCGAAUCCUACUUGGCCAAGCUACAAGCCAGUGGCAACCCUACCCUGGCCACCAUUACGGACGUGUCGGACUAUGGACCAUUCUCUCCUCCAACUACUGUUGACGGCGAUCAGCCGGGUGGGGCUGGUCGUCCAGAUGUCACCACCCAUGAAAGUCAGAAAACAGAUGCACCGGAAGAAGAAGGGCCUCCCGCGGUGGUUGCUCUCCAGGCAUCCAGUGCCGGUAUGUGGGGUUUGACUCUUUCGGGCUUUGCGUCUUUGGGCUUGUUCUCAUUGCUCGCCACAUGGUAGGUAGUGUGGGUGGUAGACCAAGAAAGAAAAGAGCGAUAGAUGUUCCAUGAGUACAAAAAAAGUCCCAACUAGAGCUAGCUAUAGCUGUUUGUAUGCCAAAAGACCCUCCCCAAAAAAGUAAACGACCAUAGAACAAAGGUCCCGAAUGAUAGUGUUGAAUGUUUCUAAUUUACUGGCUGGUGUGAGCUGAUGGAGUGUAGUAAAUUUGAAUGAUCAAUCAACAGCGACUGACACUCACAGCUCUGGCGCAAGGUCUAUGAUACCGGUACCGAAUACAGUACAUGUACCGGUACGGUACAUCGUAGCGGAGGAAAGGAAAUGCGACUCGAACAUCCCUUUUUUGAGGACUGCCGCACCAUCAAGGCACCAACAACCAGAUUGCUACCUUCAUUAACUACCUUUCAAUAAGUCGGUGAACAUAACAAGCUCUGCUCAAUCGAGCGAUAUGGUUCGCGUACCGGUAGAGAGCAACAACUCAUGCCUUGGAGAGGUUUUCUGCCUGAUCUCGGUGCCAGCCGAUUACAAUUUAGAUACUUGUACCAAGUAUCAGUACGGGUACCUUUAUGGUUCCACCUGACUCGACUUGUCUGGGCAGCAACUACGACUGUACCAGCUAACUGUGACUGAACUCCAUGGUUCUCAUUCGUGGAUACUUUUCCUUAGCGCCAACGUUGUGGCAUUCGGUACCGGUACCGGUACCUAUCACCGC
Messenger RNA from Seminavis robusta, 1969 nucleotides. NCBI's taxonomy places the organism in Eukaryota, Bacillariophyta, Bacillariophyceae, Naviculales, Naviculaceae. The record is from the annotation of a GenBank genome assembly.